GUUCUCCCGCUUCUUCAAUUAAAUCGCCGAACGAACGCUACGAGAGCAACGUGAAAGAGCUCACAAAAACAAACUGGCCUCAAUUUCUCCGCCCAUUUUCCUUUCGUUUUUCGAUAUAAAUUUAAACCACUGUCUUUCUUUCUUCCUUGCACUCUAUAACAAGCAGCUCUCUCUAUAUUCUGUGAAUCCAAUGGCCGCGAUUUUCCAGGGAAUAGGAGCUGCCACUGCCUUAUCACCGACACCGUCCAAUUGCUUCGAUUCUAAGAAGCUUCCGCUUCCUUCUCGCAGAUCUCUCUCAGGAAGAAAAGCGAGCUUCGUCGUCGUCAGAUCUGAUGGAAGCACGAAUUUUGGUUCGGGCUCGAGAUCUCAGAAGGCUCAAAAGUUGAUCACUAAUGCAGUUGCAACUAAUCCUGAUUCUGCGGCUUCUACUUCAGCCUCGAAGCCUGGGCAUGAACUCUUGCUUUUUGAAGCUUUACGAGAGGGCUUGGAAGAGGAAAUGGACAGAGAUCCAAAUGUAUGCGUGAUGGGUGAAGAUGUGGGUCACUAUGGAGGCUCAUACAAAGUAACAAGAGGUCUGGCUACCAAGUAUGGGGAUCUCAGGGUUCUUGACACCCCUAUUGCUGAGAAUUCCUUCACCGGUAUGGGCAUUGGAGCUGCCAUGACCGGCCUGAGGCCAAUUGUUGAGGGAAUGAACAUGGGAUUUCUCCUUUUGGCAUUUAACCAGAUCUCCAACAAUUGUGGAAUGCUUCACUAUACUUCUGGUGGCCAGUUUAAAAUACCAAUUGUUAUUCGUGGACCUGGUGGAGUUGGUCGGCAACUUGGAGCUGAGCACUCUCAACGCCUUGAGUCAUAUUUUCAAUCAAUCCCGGGAAUUCAAAUGGUAGCAUGCUCAACUCCAUAUAAUGCAAAGGGCUUGAUGAAAGCUGCAAUCCGAAGUGAUAACCCAGUGAUACUUUUUGAACAUGUUUUGCUUUACAACCUUAAGGAGAGGAUUCCAGAUGAAGAAUACAUUUGUAAUCUUGAGGAAGCUGAAAUGGUUAGGCCUGGGGAGCAUGUCACUAUUCUUACCUAUUCCCGAAUGAGGUAUCAUGUGAUGCAGGCUGCCAAAACCUUGGUUAACAAGGGGUACGAUCCCGAAGUUAUUGAUAUCAGGUCAUUGAAACCAUUUGAUCUUCACACCAUUGGAAAUUCAAUUAAAAAGACGCAUCGUGUGCUGAUCGUGGAGGAGUGCAUGCGGACUGGUGGAAUUGGUGCUAGUUUAACUGCAGCUAUCACUGAGAAUUUCCAUGAUUACUUGGAUGCACCUAUUGUAUGCCUGUCUUCUCAAGAUGUUCCAACUCCAUAUGCUGGAACAUUGGAGGAAUGGACCGUUGUUCAGCCUGCCCAGAUUGUGACAGCAGUUGAACAAUUAUGCCAAUAGCUGCAGUAGUUAUGGCAUAGUUGCGAUUGUGGUAACCCUGUCUUCUCUCUAUGCAUAUUUUCGCCCUUGCUGUUUUUUGUGGAAUCUUUAUUUAAUCUCAGUUUUUUAGCAAUUUUUGUUGUUAAAACAUGCAAAUGUGGAUUAAGUUUGGUGGUCUUCUUUUUAUUCAAUGUAACUGGACUGAUAUCUUGCUAUUAGGGAAGAAGGUGGCAUGCUAAAUGGUAUUUUCUAAUUAUAGUUAUUUA
This is a messenger RNA of Pistacia vera, 1665 nucleotides long. Its product is annotated as pyruvate dehydrogenase E1 component subunit beta-3, chloroplastic. The record is from RefSeq and is a predicted model, not a curated record. Gene Ontology annotation, biological process: pyruvate decarboxylation to acetyl-CoA. The transcript has 4 exons. NCBI's taxonomy places the organism in Eukaryota, Viridiplantae, Streptophyta, Magnoliopsida, Sapindales, Anacardiaceae. The coding region runs from base 191 to 1420 and encodes 409 amino acids. Gene Ontology annotation, molecular function: pyruvate dehydrogenase (acetyl-transferring) activity.